AUGGAAAGAUACCGCAUCCAAUCCCAGCCCAAGCCCAAGCCUACCGAAACCGAGACUAACCCCGAUGAUGCUGCCGAAGCAGCCCCUCAUGCCGAUCGCGAGGGUGACGACCGAGACAGCAAGAAGAACAAAAAGAAGAAGAAGAAGAACACCGGUCAAAACACCAACCGAAGCUUUGGCAGUUCAAAAGACGCCAAAGCCCUUUGCGGAUCGAGAAUGUUCAAUCCCGAGUUCUCACCUGGAGAGUGCCAGUUCAACGAGAAAUGCCGCUUCGAGCACGACCUGCGCCUCUACCUGAAGGAACACAAACGUGAAGAUCUUACAACUUUGAAUGGGAUGUGCCCUGUGUAUGAGGCCCUGGGCAAGUGCUACUCUGGAUGGAAGUGCCGGUUGGUUGGAUCGCAUUCGAAGGAGAGAGAGACGGCAGAUGGUCGGAAGGAGCUCAUUCUUCUCGAAGAUGAGGAGCGCAUGACGAAGGCCAAACCGCGCGUGCCAUUUGCAACGGACGACGGGCUGGUCAAUAUCAUUUCCUACGAGGAUAAAAUGGCGCUGGCGCGGAAGAAGGAAGUCACCAUUCGUGCCAAUGCUGUCAAUGACUGGUUGAACAAGUCCGGUCAGGAAUUGGAACAAUAUCUGCACAGUGGAAAGAAGGAGGGUGAGGAUGGAAAGACUGAUGGCACAGCUGAAAAGGUCGUUCAAGACAAGGCCAAGGAGGAGAAAGAAGAGCAACGGGCACACUUCACCGAGCCGCCUUUCUUGCCCUCUGAGAAGCGUCGCAUUUACUUCGGCCCCGAGACGCCCACCCUGGCACCUUUGACGACACAGGGAAAUAUGCCUUUCCGAAGACUGUGCUCAGAUCUGGGGGCUCAAUUCACCUACUCUGAAAUGGCCAUGAGUAUGCCGCUCAUCCAAGGCGCAAAAUCCGAGUGGACUUUGAUGAAGGCGCACGAGUCGGAAAUGCUCCCACCGUCUAUUACCCGAGGGGAAAAUGUGGUUCAAGGCUACGACAAUUCGAAAGAUUUCCGAUUUGGGGCUCAGAUCGCUGCCAACAAGCCCUGGCAGGCCGUUAAAGCCACCGAAGUUCUGUCCAAGUUCACCCCCAACUUACGUGUGAUCGACUUGAACUGUGGCUGCCCUAUUGACCUUGUCUAUCGCGAUGGAGCUGGUUCUGCUCUCCUAGACCACCACUCAAAGUUGGAGAAAAUUCUUCGCGGCAUGAACAUGGUCUCUCAGGAGAUUCCCAUCACCGUCAAGAUCCGCAUGGGGGUCAGAGACAACUAUCCAACUGCGCUGAAGCUCACCGAGCGCCUUAUCCACGGUGGCUACGAAUCGAGCCUCCUUGGUGUGGGCCCUCCAGGUGUCGCAGCUAUCACUCUGCACGGACGGAGCAGGCAGCAACGAUACACUAAAGAAGCUGACUGGAGCUAUAUUGCCGACUGUGCAGCCCUCAUUAAGCGCCUGAACGAAAAGACCGACAACAUCACCGACACUAUUCGUGAGCCAGAUGCUCGCUUUCAGCCAAAUGGUGGAAAGACAUACUUCCUCGGUAACGGUGACUGCUACUCGCACAAGGAUUACGACGAUCACGUCAACAAUGCCGGUGUGGAUUCGGUUAUGGUGGGCCGCGGUGCUUUGAUCAAACCGUGGUUAUUCGAGGAAAUCCAGACGGGUCAAUACCUUGACAAAUCUGCAACGGAGCGUCUGGCUUACAUCGAGAAGUUUGCGAAGUAUGGCCUCGAGGCUUGGGGAUCUGAUGAGCAUGGUGUUGGUACCACCCGACGAUUCAUGUUGGAGUGGCUGAGCUUCGCCCAUCGCUAUGUUCCCAUCGGACUUCUGGAGUACCUUCCCCCUAAAAUUAAUGACAGACCCCCUGCUUGGCGUGGUCGCAAUGAAAUGGAGACUCUCAUGGGUAGUGACAACUACCGGGACUGGAUCAAGAUCACGUAA
Penicillium odoratum is the source of this 1947-nucleotide messenger RNA. RefSeq names its product tRNA dihydrouridine synthase DUS3 (gene dus3). The transcript has a single exon. Gene Ontology annotation, molecular function: tRNA dihydrouridine synthase activity; flavin adenine dinucleotide binding; RNA binding. Gene Ontology annotation, biological process: tRNA processing. Bases 1 to 1947 code for a protein of 648 amino acids. Lineage: Eukaryota; Fungi; Ascomycota; Eurotiomycetes; Eurotiales; Aspergillaceae. The record is from RefSeq and is a predicted model, not a curated record.